CUCGGUACCCCAUUGUGUUCCGACAGCAGCAGCAGCAGCAGCAGCAGCAGCAGCAUGAAAACAACUAGGUCUUCUUCAAAAUAAGCUGUUUCACAACUGCUCCACGCAUGAAACCUUCUUGCAACAUCUUGUUUCGCCUUCUCGCGCUAUAGUCAGUCUGGGCUUCAGCGAUCGGAGCGGAUAGGAGGCGAAUAGGGUCUUCCACUAACACCCUUGCACUCGUACUCCGACUCGUUCAUUCGUCAUCUAUGAUGUCCUUGUUCUCGGACAAGCGUCACUCAUCGAUCUUAGACAGGCGAGUGCGAUGCUAUAUACUCUGUACGGUACGCGCCUACCGCAAUCAAACUCUCUUCCACACAUCAUGGACAAGACGACUUCUGUCCUGGCUGCCUUUGACGCCGGAAAACUUCCUUCUACCCAACAAAUCCAUGCGUUCACCGAGUGGCUGCGCGAGUCCGUGAUCACCGCCGCAGAACCUUCGUCUGAGGAUCCCCUAAGCGAACAAGGACGCGUCUUCGCUGGCGACGUCCGUGGGAUCUUGGAAGCUUACGAGACUCUCCUCAAACACAAGAAUGGAGAUAAUACCCUGCAGGACGCCAUUUGGCACAUCACUGAGGGAGACGUGACUGGAGCUGUGAAGGCCAGCACCGACCCAGUCGAUAAAUCCGAAAUUAUCGACGACGCGCAAGUAACCCGCGAUUCUCUCCGCGCACUUCUUUCUAUCGCCUGGAAGAGCGUCGUUUCCGAGGGCGACUUUCUUCUCAAUGACUUUGCUUCUUUUGCCCGAUUAACGCUCGCCGACGCCGCCGAGGUGGUCCAGGGACAAGCGGGGCGAGCAAAGGAGCAGUUGAGGGAAAUCGAUCAGGAAGUGGAAGAAGGCAAACGCGAUGGUCUCGGCCGCGAUAAAGAUCGUCUGACGGAGGAGGAGGGGAACAAGCAAGCCGUGUUUGAGAACGGUAUGGACAAGGCAAAGAUGGUAGGUUCCAAGGCGAUUAGUGUUGGGCAGACGGCGGCAGAGAAGUCGAAGGAGGUUUCAGCGAAGACUCGCUCUCAGCUUGAGCAGUCAGUUCAGAACGCAAUCGAAAGAGCCCAGAGUGAUCCGGCGUACCGUGACAAGGUAUCGCAGAUCUUCGACAUCCUGCACAAAUGGGUUGUCAAGGCCCUCGAUGCAGAUCAUACGAAACCGUUCACUCUCGAUGAACUGGUCGAAGACCCAUCACCCGAUCGCCACGUUCAUCAGGCCCUCACUGGUUUCAAGACGUUCAUCAAUCGUUUCUCCGCGCCCGAGUGCACGAUUGACACUGUGCUUGACCGCGCCCAGAUCUUCCUUACUUGCAUUCGCGGUCAUGAAUCCACCGAAUUCCAAGCCUGGGUCGACCAAUACUUCGCUUACGCCCAACGUAUCCUCCAUGACUCUGACUACGCUCGUUCCGCCGAAGCGCAACAGGUUCAGCGUGGGCUGUCCUCGCAGUGGAAUGCGCUCCUCAAUGCUGACACAGAAGUCGGACACUCUUGGGCGGAGCUGCAACAGUCACUACUUACCUUUGCAAACGCUAUCGGCAAAGAUGAAGAUAUUGUUCAAUUGCGGGAAGCGCAUGCUCACUUCGGUAACAACAUCGCCCGCAGCGUUCAGAAUUCAGACCUGAGUGUCGUGGAGCGCGCCAUAUGGUUUUGGCGCGACUUAUUCACCGUUUACACCCCACGUUUGCUAGGUUUACUCAAAGACACUCCUAUCACUCGAACGGAAUACGUCGACGAAGAAGUUGACUUCGUGCUCGAAAAUCUGGAUGUCUCGACAUUCGAACUCAAUCCCGCCCACAUUUCGCUUCGGAACACCACAGAAGUUGACGUUCAGACCAGUCGCACCAAGGCAAACACGACUGACAUUGGUACCGUGACCCACAUCCAUCUGCGUGCUGUGCAGCUCGCGCUCAAAGACGCUUCAUUCUAUAUCAAGGCGAAAGAGGCCGGCAAGCUUAUUCCCAGCGAGUUUUCGGGUCUACUUGCUCUCGAAAUGCCACCAGAGGGAAUAGACAUCCAGAUCACGAUCCGCUUGAUCUCAUCUCCCGAUGAGCGUGCAAAGCUGCGCAGGUACCACCGUAUUGAAGUCGCGAACGUGCAGCUCUCGGAGAAGAUGAAGAUUUCCAUGCGCGAGAGCAACCAUCGCAUCGCGCUUGCGCUUGCGAAACCCAUCGUCAAGAAACGCCUGCGAGAUGCGCUGGGCAAGACGCUUUCUGAGCAGCUUCGUGCUGGGCUCGAAUGGCUCGAUUCCACUGCUUUCGACGUCGCGCGCCGGGCAGAGGUGUUUGCUGAUGCUGGUGCUGGACCUGGGCCGUCGUUUAUCAGCGCGGUGUGGUCUGAGAUUGGGCACCUAACGAAGGGCAAGAAGGGACCGGGUCUCCGCUUCACUGGCGCCGGAAUCGUUGUUGAAGACUCAGACAAGAAGUUUGCGAUGGGAGCUGAGCCACAGGUCCUGAGCGGAGAGAAGCAUGGUCCAGUCGCAGCAGCCUCUACUCGUCUGGGUGCCGCGAACUCUCUUGACAAGGGAAAGAGCCAGAUUUUGUCUUUCAAGCAAACUGUGGAGGAUAAGUCGGCUCGUGAAGCCGCUAACUCUGGUUGGCAGAGCCGGGCUUUUGAUCUUUGAACAUGCCAUUAUUGUGUAUCGUAGGUUCUUCUUCUCUAAGUAUUCUGUAAAACACACUGUAACACGCUUGAAUUGUGUAUCAGCCUUGGAGCUGGCUUGACUGUUUGACUCGCGAUCACCUGAUCACUCUCAGAUUUGUCUCGCUCUCUCAAGGCACCACUGUCAGUUUCGAGACGUCGUGCCUGCCUGCCUUUCGUCAUAUCUGACCUCGUCAUAGAUUGGUCGACUCCAUCAUACUCCAUGCCUGAUAAAAACGCACGCGAGGGCAUACAACUUUCUCUCUGUAUACCACAACUCUCAUCAUGGAUAAACCCACAUCUAUCAUCGCCGCAUUCGACGCAGGAAAACUUUCGUCUACGCAGCAGUUGAACGCGUUCAUCGAGUGGCUCUUGGUCACCGUGCUUCCCACGAACCGGGAUAACCUGAGUGAACCGGGACAAGCACUUGUUGGGAAUCUGCGGCAGAUCCUUGAGGCACACAAGGUGCUGAAUGAGAACAAGAAUGCCGAUAAUCUGGCGCAAGAAACACUAUGGCACCUCUCCCAAGGCGAAGUCAAUAAUGCGGUUCGCGCCAAUGUAGAUUUGGGCGACAAGAAACACGAGGUGUCUUCGGAUCAGCAGUCGACCCAGGACUCGCUGCGCACGCUUGUUUCCCUCUUCUGGGAAAGUGUCGUAUCCGAGGGAAACUUCCUGCUUGGGGACUUUGCAUCGCUAGCUCGUCUAUCCCUGGCCGAUGCCGCCGAAGUCGUCCAGGAUCAAGCGGGUCGUACGAAAGAAGGGCUGCGGCGCGUCGAUCAGGAAGUCGAGGAAGGGAAACGCGACGCCUUUGGACGAGACAAGGAGCGUCUCGAAGCGGAGGGCGACAAGCAAGUGAAGUUUGAGAAUCGGAUGGACUUGGUCAAGGAUGUCGGGUCCAGAGGGAUUGGGGCAGGGCAAUCGGUUUCCGGCAAGCCGCAAGAAAUGACGCAACAGACGAAAGAUCGUCUUUCAGGGUCUUAUCGUAAUGCACUUCGAAGAGCUCAAGAAGACCCCGCAUAUCAUGAUCACUUGACUGUUCUCUUCGAUACUCUCCACAAAUGGGUCGCGCGCGCGCUCGACUCUAGCCGCUCUCAACGUUUAGAUCUGGAUACCUUGAUUGACGACCCUUCACCCGACCAGCACAUCCACCACGCCCUCACUGGUAUUAAGACGCUGCUGGAUCGAUUUGCAUCGCCUCAAUCUUCUGUUGACGCCGUGAUGGAAAAGGCGCAGAUAUUUGUAUCCUCUCUGCGUGGCGAAGAGUCGAAACGGGUCCAGGCCUGGGUUGACAAGUACUUCACAUUUGCGCACCGGAUGCUGGACAGCGCGGAUUAUGCUCAGUCCGAGGAAUCGCAGCGUGUCUCCGAUGAGCUUGGACAAGAAUGGAGGACUUUGAUGCAUGCGGAUUCUGAAAUCGGGCAUUCUUGGACCGAACUCUCGACUGUCGCGCAGGCUUUCGGAAACGCCGUGGCAAACGAUGAAGAUGUCAGGCGUCUGCAGGAAACCCACGCCAAGCUGGCGAAGGAUCUUGCGCAAGGGAUUGUUGGCGAACAGUCAGGCAUGGGCAUGCAAGCGAUGGUGGACAGCGCAGUUUGGUUCUGGCGAGAUCUCUUCUCCGCUUAUGCACCGCGGCUGUUCUCGAUGCUCAAGGACAUACCCAUUCCGCGCACAGAAUAUGCUGACAAUGAGAUGGAGCUGGUUCUCGAAAACAUGGAUAUUUCCUCCUUCGAGCUCAACCCCGCCCACAUUUCCGUUCGCAGCACCACGGAUAUGGAUGUGCGAACAUCCCCUGAUGGGCCCAAUCAAACGAAGCUCGGCCUUUCCACCCACAUUCAUCUGCAAGCGGUCCAGUUGGCUCUCAAGGACGUCUCAUUCUGGUACAGAGACAACGAAUCAGGCGCGCUGGUUCCCAGCCAGGUCCACGGACUGCUCGGAAUGGAAAUGCCGCCCGAGGGAAUCGACAUCGAGCUCAAAUUCGCACUCAUUCCUUCAGCACGUGAUCGAGAGUCGAAGCAGCGGUACCACGAGAUCGAAGUCUCGAAGGUGAACAUCUCCGACAAGAUCAAAUUGUCGCUGCGGGAAAGCAACCAUCGACUUUUGCUUGCGCUCGCGAAGCCCAUGUUCAAGAAGCGUUUCCGGGAAGCGUUCAGCCGUGCGCUGUCCCAACAGCUUCGGAUGGGCUUUGAAACACUGGACGGCAUUGCAUGGGAUGUAUCGCGUCGGGCGGAUGUCUUCACGGACAGUGGUAUGGGUCGUGGCGCUGCAUACGUCAGCGCAAUCUGGUCAGAAAUCGGACGCAUGGUCCGCGGUCGCAAGAUGGGUCUUCGACUGACCGGCACUGGAUUCGUUCUGGAUGGCCCCGAGACGGACAAGAAGUUCGCGAUGGGGGCCGAGCCUCAGGUGUUGAGCGGAGACAAGCAUGGGCCCUUAGCUACAGCCUCACAGCCUUUGGAAAGCCGGGGCGAACGCAGGGAUCAGAACGAGUCUGUCGACGCGCAGAGUGCGGUCCAGGAAGGAAAGAAUCGGGUGCUGUCUUUCAAGCAGCGAGUUGAUGAGAAGUCUUCUUUGGAGUCGCAGAAUUCGGGCUGGCAGAGCUCGGCUUUCGAUAUCUAAAUGUUUUGUAGUCAAUUUGUACUUGGUGUCCUGUAAAUGUACCACUACCAGCAUGCUUUGUUCCGCUUCGUU
Molecule: messenger RNA, 5346 nt
Organism: Mycena citricolor
Lineage: Eukaryota; Fungi; Basidiomycota; Agaricomycetes; Agaricales; Mycenaceae
Source: the annotation of a GenBank genome assembly